AACAAUGAUUUCCCACUGUUUCAUAAUUGCAGACCCAAAUAGUGCAAAAGGUUUCAUACACAGUUCAUAAUGCAUCACCAUAGCAACUCAUAUGGGCCAACAAUGGGAACCUAUGAGUGUAAAGGCAUGUUUUAGCUUUGAUAGUGUGUUUUGUUUUUUUUUUAUUUAAAUGUAUCCUGUGGUUGGGAAUACCUAGAAUUAUCCAUCACAAAGAACAGAACCUCUCCUACAGCUAAAUAAAAUAGAGGGCAGAGGCGGAUUUUCCCAACUCACAUCUGUCACCAAGCCACAUCAUAAUUUAUCUAGAUGAGCUGUUACAAGGAUCACGUGCCUAUUGAGAAACCAUGGAUUCACCGAGAAUAUUUUCACCCAGCUAUCUCCAUGGUGUUGGGAGGCUUUGCCCCAAGAUCCUACCAUGACCUUGCUCUGAAACAACUACCUCAUACAGAAAUAAAGUAUGUUACACAGCAGCGAGCCCUCAAGCCUUGGGAUGGUAAAUCUCAUCAUAUAUGGGGCUACCACACUUGGGUGGAUGUGGGGCGUCUACCCCCAGUUUUUCCCACCAGGCCUGAUAAACCUUAUGAUAGUAAUGUCUGGCGUUGGCUCACUCGGGCUGAGGAACAUAAAUGCCCUUUCAGCAAAGCCCCUAUUCCUCCACCAUCCUGGCUUGGGAAGAAUACUUUUAUGCAUUUUGUUGAGACUCAUCCUAUCUUCUCGGAUCCAGCAAAAAAGGGAAAGGUAAUCACCAAGUGCGAAAAGGAGACAAAAGAAUCAGAAAUCCUUAAAGCAAGAAGCAAAGCAAGGGUACCCCCACUGGAUACCCAGGGUAACAUCGUACCUCCUGAGAAUUUCAAGAGGUACAGACAUGUGACAGCAGGAGGACGGCUCGACCCUAACGGUUUCCAGCUCGUGCCUAACCCUCUGCCCAAUUUAUUAUGCAGAGGUUGGGCCUGCCCCAACCCUGAACCACAUUACAAGGAGACGCUGUCCUUGAGGCUCCUACUGCAACCUGCUCCUCCACUGCACCCUGAAAUGGCCAUUAAGGGUUGAGGAGCCACCCUUCCAACCUGCUUCUGCUUCUACCUGGCUUGGAGGACGUGGACCUUCUCAAAGAGGUCUCCCAUUCAGCUACCAACACCCAGACCCAGGGAGCCCCUCCAGCUAAACCUUCCAUUCCCUUUCCCUGGCCUCCCUCCAAGAGACUUUCAGGGUCAUCUUUUCUAAAAACAAAACAUUUUUUGAACCCAUACCUUCUGUGUACAUCAAAAUCACCUCCUGACAUCUUUCCAUCAUGAACCCUCCUUGUGACAAAAAUAGUGACCCAAAGGCAACCCAGUGAUGACCGAGUCUGUUGCUCCUCUCCUGAAAGGAAUCUCUUCAAAGGCAUCUCCUCCAACUUAGAAGAUUAUAGCUCUUAGCCUCCCCUUGCUGUGUGUGUGUGUGUGUGUGUGUGUGUGUGUGUGUGUGUGUGUGAGAGAGAGAGAGAGAGAGAGAGAGAGAGAGAGAGAGAGAGAGAGAGAGAGAGAGAGAGAGAGAGAGAAGAGAGAGGGAUGGAGGGAGAAGGGAGAGAGGGAGGGAAGGAGAGAGAAAGAAAGUGAAAAGAGAAGAGAGAGGGAGAGAAGAAAGAGGGAGAGAGAGAACAAGAGAGGAGAGAGGGAUGGAGGGAGAAGGGAGGGAGGGAAGGAGAGAG
Messenger RNA from Monodelphis domestica (gray short-tailed opossum), 1690 nucleotides. RefSeq names its product testis expressed 52 (gene TEX52). NCBI's taxonomy places the organism in Eukaryota, Metazoa, Chordata, Mammalia, Didelphimorphia, Didelphidae. The record is from RefSeq and is a predicted model, not a curated record.